UCUGCGGCAAUGGGCGCUUUUGCGAGAGUCCAGGUUGAGGUAGAGAUUGGAGCUACCAGACUCGAAGAAAUCCAAGUAGAACGAAGGCAACCAGGAACUAACGAAACAUUCUGGUUCAAACAAAAUAUUAUAUAUGAAGAUGCCUUGAUCAGAUGUGGUUUCUGCAAAAAAAUGGGACAUUCUGUCCAUGUAUGUAGAGUGAGAAUGGACGCAGAGACCAGGAAGGAGUCGCAGCGCAAAGAGAUUAUUCCAGGGGCGACCUAUGUAGAUGAAGAGGAAGGCGUCCAGAGCAAUGGUCACCGGAAUGAGAACAGUGGCCGCCGGAAUGAGCAGAAUCCGAUGGCUGGUGCGUCUAACUUGGAAAGAUUUUCCUUACUUUCGAAGGAACGAUCUCCUUCCAUGUUUGACUCGCACACUUUAAGGAACAUGGAUGGAAAAUCAGUUAUGCAUAAUUUGAAUGGAGACAUACAAAUAUGCCUUCCAUUAGAAGAAGAAGGGAAUAUGGAAGGAAAUAAUCUAGCUGACACGAAUUACUUGGAUGAUGGGGAGAAUGACUUGGAUGAUGGGGCGGAUUCUAUGGAUGGAUCGGAUAAUGGGUUGGUUGGUGGAAAUGGGUCUCUUAUCACCCAUAGGGCCAUACAAGAGAAGGAAUCUUCAAGCUCCAUUUACCAUGGUAGUGGUGAUCGGAUGAUGACCCUGUCUAGGCAUGGCGAGCAACAUGAGACUGGUCAGUGCCAAGCACUGCAAUGGUACAAUAAUGUCAUCUCGUCAUUCAACCCUCUUGAGAUUAAUGGUGGCACGGUGGUGGUUAAUCAUAAGGAGGUAGAGCAGAUAGACAAAACUCUCUGCGAAAGGGAGGCUUUGGAUCUGGUUCCUGGAAGACAGGGAAAGGGGAAACACCUGACCAAUACAGAGUAGACUUUGCGAAAGUCUGGCCGUAUUGCCUCAUCAAAAAAUAGUAAAUGAAAGCCCUCUAUUGGAAUAUUAGAGGGAUAAAGAAGGCUGCCGCAAGGUUAGCUUUGAGGAAUAUUUUAAGGGACAAAAGACCUGAUUUCCUUUGCAUUGCCGAACCUAUGAUUCCCUCUGACGCCUUUCGUACGUUGUUCUUCAACAAGCUGGGUUUUGAACCUGAUUUCAUCCAUAACGAGCGUCUACGCGGAGUCUCAAAUCUAUGGCUGAUUUGGCGAAGAGGUGUAGCAAAGCCUGUUGUGCUAUCGUCUUCUGAGCAGCAAAUCUCUGUCUCUGUGCAAUGGGCUCAGGAAAUUUUCAUCUUAUCUGUAGUGCACGCCAAAUGCCUAAGAGCUGCUAGAAGAGAAUUGUGGACCGACUUGGUGGCAACCCAUCCUGGGCUGACUACUCCUUGGAUGAUUUUUGGAGAUUUCAAUGCCACCCUUCUCUCUUCUGAAAAAAGGGGGCCUGGAAUUUUCAACCUAGGGUCAGCGGGAGAU
Molecule: messenger RNA, 1448 nt
Organism: Macadamia integrifolia
Lineage: Eukaryota; Viridiplantae; Streptophyta; Magnoliopsida; Proteales; Proteaceae
Exons: 2
Coding region: 10-918 (302 amino acids)
Source: RefSeq, a predicted model, not a curated record